Molecule: messenger RNA, 777 nt
Organism: Neospora caninum
Lineage: Eukaryota; Apicomplexa; Conoidasida; Eucoccidiorida; Sarcocystidae
Product: Alpha 2 subunit of 20S proteasome (ISS), related
Exons: 7
Coding region: 1-777 (258 amino acids)
Biological process (GO): proteasome-mediated ubiquitin-dependent protein catabolic process
Cellular component (GO): proteasome core complex, alpha-subunit complex; nucleus; proteasome core complex
Source: RefSeq, a predicted model, not a curated record
AUGUUUUCCACCAGAAGCGAAUACGAUCGAGGUGUGAACACCUUUUCUCCGGAGGGCCGGCUGUUUCAAGUUGAGUAUGCACUCGGUGCAAUCAAGCUCGGCAGCACAGCUGUCGGCAUCCAGACCAAAGAUGGAGUCAUUCUUGCCUCAGAAAGAAGGAUCACCUCGUGCUUGUUGGACCAUCAAUCGAUUCAAAAGAUCGUCGAAAUCGAUGACCACAUUGCAUGUGCCAUGAGUGGACUUAUUGCCGAUGCCAGGACUCUCAUUGAUCACGCCCGCGUGGAGUGUGCGAACCAUUUCUUCACCUACAACGAAAAAAUGUCCAUUCACAGCUGCAUCGAUUCCGUCGCCGAUCUCGCUCUAGAUUUCUCCGAUGUGAGCGAUGGCCGCAGGAAGAAGAUGAUGAGCCGACCCUUUGGGGUGGCGCUUCUUGUCGCCGGCGUCGACGACCAAGGGCCCUCUCUGUGGUGUGCAGAUCCGUCUGGCACUGUCACCAAGUACCAGGCUGUGGCUCUUGGCUCCGCCCAGGAAGGCGCCGAGACAAUGCUGCAGGAGCAGUACAGUCAGUCGAUGAGUUUCGAAGAUGCCGAGGCACUCGUUCUCGUCGUCCUGCGGCAAGUGAUGGAGGAGAAACUCAACUGCAAUAAUGUCGAGGUCGCCUGCGUGAAAACGAGUGAUCGCAAGUACCACCAGUAUUCCUCGGAAGAGCUUCAGGUGUUGAUCGACCGGCUGCCAGCGCCGACAAUCCCCACCGCUACCGAUCUCUCGUCCGCGUAG